AUGUCGCCCUUGCCAUCCAACCUCACACUGCGUAACACGCCUCCCGGGUACCACCCCCAGGCUCAAAGUGUUGCGGAGAGUGACUACUACCCCUCGGAUGAAUAUGGCAGAGCUGAUGACACAGCCAGGCUCGACUGGUGGUCGAAUCCAGCAGACGCGACAGAGCGCAUCGCGGUCUUCGCGAUAGUGACCGGCAUUCUAUGUGCAAUCAUCAUUGUUCUUUUCUUGAGAAUACGCAAGCUGAGGAUGGGGCCAAUCAUGUAA
Molecule: messenger RNA, 264 nt
Organism: Fusarium odoratissimum NRRL 54006
Lineage: Eukaryota; Fungi; Ascomycota; Sordariomycetes; Hypocreales; Nectriaceae
Exons: 1
Coding region: 1-264 (87 amino acids)
Source: RefSeq, a predicted model, not a curated record